Messenger RNA from Cooperia oncophora, 1236 nucleotides. The record is from the annotation of a GenBank genome assembly. Lineage: Eukaryota; Metazoa; Nematoda; Chromadorea; Rhabditida; Trichostrongylidae.
AUGCCGCCGUCUACUGAGGAUUGUUCCAAGAUGUGUCUUCAAGGGUUCGAAGACGCCCUACGGUUUCUUACGAAGAAUGCUAUGGCACCGUGUAUACGCUGUUUAACCAUUCAAACGAAUAUCGACGAACUUGGUGAUGUGUAUGUUCCCCAAGAAGAGCGUCAGUUUUCCCCGACUGGCCUAUUUCGCACGAAAAAGAAUCAAAACUAUGAGCAAGUACAAAAGCGAAUCGAAUCGGAGUGCGAUACCUGUUGUGAAAGUGAGCAUAUGUAUAAUGCUGCUGUGAGCGAUGUAUUUCCAUCGCUUCUCACGAAAACAUUCGAUGAAGCGUUUGCUGCAGAGGAGUCGUACUUCAAGUGCUUCUUUUCUUUCCGGAUAUUUCGCUUUGCUCGUACUGCUCUCGGUGUUGGAAAGUUGCCUUGGGAUAUGCUCGUCAUUUUCACAAGAAACAUAUCGUCGUGGUUGUCAGCUGUUGUGGCUCCCAAUUGGCUAAGAGUCAAGUUACAAUCUUUAGUGGAUUUCGUGCUGGCCGAAGUGGAAUACCAGCAGUUGCGAUACAGUCGGUAUGUGGAAAAGGUUGCGUCAGUUUCAACGGCUUCGAACGAUUGGAUAUGGCUGGACGAUGUGGCUAACGACGACUCACUUCAGCACGUCAUUGAGUACAGCCAUUCUCAUGAUGCUAUGUACGAAUUCCACUAUAUGGAUGAGAAUCACCAGUUACGCUCGUUUGAACUGUUCAACGUGGCUAAUCCACGUAGACACGACUGCCAUUCACAUAUUAGCGGUAACGUGUCACGACCUACAACGGCGGUAGCAGAAGAAGUGGAACAAGUAGAAAAACCUGCUGAAUGUUCAAAUAACUCAGAAGAGGCCGAUUCUGGACUGUCAGGCGUUGAAGGCAAUACUGACUCUGGGCAUCGAGAUGCGUGCUGUUCUCCUGUGCGUCAUUUUCCGUCAACGUCGACUCGAGUGACGUCUCGUGGUAAAAGUCAAGCUAGGCGGCACGCUGGAUCGGGCGGUACGCCUACAUCGAGCCGAAAGCAGUACUCUGCAUCCCGCAGUGGAAGUGGCGUCACCGGAUCUGCAUGUAAUAUCAGUGUUGAUGUGAGGUCGACGUCAUCGGAUUCAGAAGGCGAUGGCGCUGAUAAGCUUUUCGUGCCAGCACGACGCCAACGAACCACAAGUAAAGAAUAUGAUGGCGAACCAGAACCCAGUGAUACUGAUGUUGCAGUUUAG